AUAUGACGUUAUUGUUAGGCCAAUAUAAAUUUGUAUACAUAUGUAAAUACAUUUUUGAUUUACUAGAGUCCUAUUAUUUUCUAUAUAAUUGAAACAUAUUACAUAAUGAUCCAGCUACGUCCAGCCAUAUAUAGCCUAGUGCUGAAGCCAGUCGUUAAUCUCGCAGCAAUGCAACGCUACAAUCACACGGAAAAGAAAACACAACUAAGUAAUGGUAUCGCUAUUAAUUAUGUACAGAGUGGCAAAGGUGACAAAAGUGUAUUGCUAAUGCCCGGUGCACUUGGUUCUGCGUGGACUGAUUUCAAACCACAAAUUGAAAAGUUGCCUGAACUACUUCCAAAUCAUACAAUCAUUGCUUGGGACCCACCAGGCUACGGAAAGUCUCAACCACCCGCACGUCAAUUUGAUUUGGAUUUCUUCCAAAAAGAUGCAAGCUUUGCCGCUGAUCUUAUGCGUGCUUUGGGUAGACCCAAAUUUUCCAUAUUAGGUUGGAGUGAUGGUGGCAUAACUGGUAUUAUAGUGGCAGGUCGCUAUGUUGAAUGUGUUGAGAAAUUGAUAAUUUGGGGAGCAGGCGCGUAUUUGAAUGCAGAAGAAGAGAAAGCGUUACAUGCCAUACGGGAUGUACAAAAGUGGUCGCAACGUAUGCGUGAGCCAAUGGAAAAAGUAUAUGGUGUAGAAGGUUUCGCCAAAUUAUGGUCAGACUGGGUUGACGCUGCCUCGGCAAUUUUUAGACAACGUAAGGGAGACUUUUGUUGCGCUGAAGUAAAUAAAAUAAAAGCUCCCACAUUUAUAUUGCAUGGAAAAAAGGAUCCAAUGAUUGCUGCCGAACAUAUUCCGUAUUUAAGGGAACGAAUACAAUGCUGCCAAUAUUAUGAAUUCCCUGAUGGUAAACAUAAUAUUCAUCUACGCUAUGCUGAUGAAUUCAAUAAAUUAGUUGCGGAAUUCUUGUUGAAAAAACCUUGAGAUGUGAUUUCAAAGAUUUUAAAUAGUCAAAAGAGCUCAGAAUUUUUGUACAAUUUUUACCUUAUAGCUGCUUUCAAGGCGCUUUUUUCAAAAUAAUAAAACUGAAAAAUCUGCAUAUCGAGCCCUACCUAAACGAAUCUUUAUUUAUACAUAUAUAACAUAUGUAUGUUGUUAUUGUAAUAUUUAGUUAUUUGAAAACAAAACUCAAUUUAAAGAAAUUUUCCUAUAUAACGUCUCCUUCCUAUGUGCAUUUUCAAUUUACUUUAUUCGACCAUUUAUGUUAAUGAAAAUAAAGA
Ceratitis capitata (Mediterranean fruit fly) is the source of this 1259-nucleotide messenger RNA. Its product is annotated as valacyclovir hydrolase. The transcript is spliced from 3 exons. The record is from RefSeq and is a predicted model, not a curated record. Lineage: Eukaryota; Metazoa; Arthropoda; Insecta; Diptera; Tephritidae. The coding region runs from base 106 to 963 and encodes 285 amino acids.